AUGUUUUCCUUGAUCACAUCUCCUUCGCGAAAUGCGUUCGGGUAUUUGAUGGGAACGAUCAAUACUAUUUAUCGCCCUUAUGCCCCGUUCCUAUCACUCGGACAUGGGCGCAUUCCGUGUCAGGCGCUGCGAAAACGGAGUUGGAAAAUCAUGGAAUACCUCCGGAGCGUUGAGUCACUCGCCACUAGCAAUACUGUAAACCACCAACAACUCCCGGCCUCUGUGACCACUGAGAAGCUGCGCCAUAUUUUCCCCGAUCUGCCCAAGGAGGAGGAAGACUGCGGAAAGCUCCUUAAAGUGAUUCAAAAUCGGGCUGAUGAACUGGUGAAGGUGAAGAAUGAGCUCAAUGUCGUCAAGCAAGAUUUAGAAGGAGUGAAUCGAGAAAAGAUCGAUUUGAAGACCAAAUUAGAGGUUGCUGAAAAGCGUGCCGAGAUUUCCGUGAAUGCUGAAGAUCUUUCUAGAGCGAACGAGAGAAUCGCUCGACUAGAGCAAGAUUUGAAGGAGUCUCUAGGUCAGCGAGACAACUUGAAGAUUGAAAUCGAGGCUAAGUUGGGGAAAAUUGAAGAGUUAGAAAAUGACCUGAAACGGUCUGCGCACGAGGCAGGCGAUAUAUCUGCUUUGCGGAAAGAGUUGAGUGACUCUGAAGUCCGGGUCAAGGAGCUCCUUUCUGCGCAAGCCCGUGUUCAAGAAGCGGAGUCUGAGCUUUCUCGCAUUUCCGAACUGGAAGCGAAAUUGCACGAGGCCGAGGCGAAAACCAAAGAUUUGGAGAAGAUGAACCAGAUCCUCGCUGAAUAUGAGAAAGCAGUGGUGGAAAUUGAGAGAGAUGCUGAACAAAAAGAAGCUGCUUGGAGGAAAGAGAUCGAGGCGAAAGACGAGAAAAUGCUCCAGGUAGAGGACGAAAACGUGAAACUGAAUGCUGCCCUGAGCGGACUCAAAUCUGCGGAGGAUCUCCAGGAAAAGCUCAGGGAUCUGCAAAGCAAACUUCAGAUGGAGGAAGAGCAGCGUUCGAGUUUCCAAGCUAAGUACGAGGAAACUUUCCAGAACAUGGCUGAUGUUCAGAAGGAACUCGAUGCAGCGAAUGCGCGUUUGACGGAUGUUGAAUCUGCCGAAAAGGCGAAUGCUGAAAUUGAAACGUUGAGUCGUGAACUAAGUUCUUUGAAGGAGCAGGUUGCCGGACUUCAGGUCGAUUUGAAAACCAAAUCCGAGCUUGUGGAAAAGUUGAAUACAGAUCUUGCCGCCAAAGCAGAAGAAUUCCAUAAUAUGGAAAAGAAUCUGCAGUCUGAACGCGAGACUGGCCAACAGCAUCAACGAAUCGCCGAAGAGCUUAAGGAGCAGCUGAAGGAUUAUCAAGGACAGAAGGCUCAACCGAACGGCUUCGGGGACCACGCGGGUGAUGGUCAACUGAACCAGUCGGAGACUCCGUUAAAGCAGGUCCCCACCGCUCCCUCCCCCGUAGGCCAAGCAUCGCCAUCCCCUUCUGCUAAGUCGCUGAACAGCGAAGUGUCGCUGGGCGAAGACGUGACCACUCCCGACGGGGAGAAAAAGAAAAAGAAGCGACGGGUAAGCCCCGGUUCAGUCGUCGUUGUUGACGACCGGAUGCGCACCGAGCAUCCCUUGUGCUUUAAAAUUCUUAGCGACGUGGUGCGGAACAUGCGCCCUCCUACUAAAGGGCACCCCUUGUGA
Molecule: messenger RNA, 1683 nt
Organism: Notodromas monacha
Lineage: Eukaryota; Metazoa; Arthropoda; Ostracoda; Podocopida; Cyprididae
Source: the annotation of a GenBank genome assembly